This is a messenger RNA of Strongylus vulgaris, 258 nucleotides long. The record is from the annotation of a GenBank genome assembly. NCBI's taxonomy places the organism in Eukaryota, Metazoa, Nematoda, Chromadorea, Rhabditida, Strongylidae.
AUGGAAGCUAAUAUUGCUUGUCCACGACUUCGAUCUCGAAUGUGGAAAGACACCGAGUUUGGACAAGCCGAUGCCUUAUCUCGCCUGAUCACUCUAAGACCGUUCCACACCGAAGAUGUUGUGAUAGCAAGGAUAGAAGAGGAUACGCGUGCCAUUCAGAGCGCUGCCUGGCCGGAAGUACUCGAAAUGUCGUCGUCGUCAACUACUGCUAUCCAGAGAGAGCUCAUGUUACUUUACGAUUCGGAUAUCCCCGAGUAA